AUGCAGGCCUACCUCAAAUUGCAGGCAGUGUUUUACAGUGUUGAAAGGAUGUUCUCUCCGUUACAGGUGUUUGUGGGGACUCUGUCCAUGUCUCUGCUGCUUUGCAGCGUCAGUUCGGCACCAAGAGAAGACCUGCAGCUCCAGCUGCUCCAAUCAGAAGUGGAUCCCAAGGAGAAUGAGCUUCAGGAUCUCUCUCGUUUGCUUCUUCUGAAGCAGCUUUCUGAGUCAGUGGCACCUGAGGAGAAAGACGCUCUUGAAAGCAUUGAUGAUCUUGAGGUUCGUAAUGAAGUGGUUCGCCAGAUUCCCUUUUCCCAACGAGAACGCAAAGCAGGCUGCAGGAAUUUCUACUGGAAGACCUUCACCUCUUGUUAGUCAACCUGCAAGACCCUUACAAACACUGUUAUACUUGUGUAGCCAUCAAAAUAACUUGAUUAGAGGAUUUCUGGUCCUGUGCAUAUAGCAUGGAUUGUAAUAAUCUAUAUGUUCUUCAGCUUCUUCUCUUUCUUAUACCAUCUGCAUUAACCAAGAUUGUUCCUUAAAAAUCACCAGCACACACAGUAAUACUAUUCCAGUAUAAAGAGAGAUUAACUCUGACUUUUAUGCAGUGUAUGCUAUAAAAUGUUUGUAUUAUGGGUACUAUCAGGAUUGAUGGCCAGAGAUUAUAUGAUUAACAUUUAAAAUCUUGAUAUAGCGGUUUUUGUGUUGACCUUGCAACAGUGUCAUUGGAUUGCUAUAGUCCUCUGUAAUAAAGUGUGAUCAGGGAAAGUGCGUUUAUGUGUGAUUGGCUCUAUGGGAUGUAAGAUAAACAGCAAGAACACACUAAAAACUUUUUUGUCCGUUUUUUCUUUCUUUCACAUUCAUCAAAUCAUAAAUUGGAACAACGGUCAGUACAAACUAGAUGUCAAUAGACAUUUGCAGUAAAAACAGAUGGAUUUAUAAAGCUGAUCUUUUUCUCCCCCUAAACUCAACAUCAGGAAAAUAAAAUGCAAACUCAUCCAAACGUGCCCUGAAAUAAACUGGCAGCUUAAAAAGUAAAUCAGCCAUUGAAACAGACUUUGCAGUACCAGGGCACUUUAUCAAUUAGCAAUCAUCUGCAAUGACAGGUUUAGAAAAAGUUUUUUGGCAGCAAAUUGACCAGAUGGACACUAUGCUGGAAUAAUCUUACAAAAUAUUCCAGGCAAAUCAAUAAAUAAAGCAUGCAACCAUCUGAACCACUUUAUGCUUUUAGUUUCUAGAUAAUUUUAACUAUUUGUCAGCGCAAAAACUAGCACUUAAUUAUGUUGCUUCAAACAAUCAACACCUUAUUUGAAACCUUUUCAUAUAAUGGCAUUAAGCAAUGGAUGCUUGCUGCUACACAUCAUUCAAAUAACAGACAAUUAAAAAUGCAUUUUGACACAAAAUAAAGCAAAUACAGAAAAUGAGAUGUAAUAGAAUAAAGCCAACCAGUAACAAUCUCUGCACAAGAGUCAGAUGUGUAACGAUCUGAAAGUCAUUUCUCUAGUACGUACUUUACCUCCUUGUAACCUUCAUACUUGACCAUUUACUGACUGUUAGACAUUAAUCGAUGUAUAUUUAGUGACAAAAUCGUGACUAAGUUUCUUGAUGUGAUGAGAAAUGUUCUAUUUCUAUUAAGAAGCCAUGAUUUGUAAUUCAUCUAACCUACUAGAUUCCGUUCCUUAACUGCUCUCUAUUUCUUUCACUAUUCAAACUCCUUGAAAAUAAUCCACCCUGCUGCCAAACCCAAACCGCUGAAUGUAGCAAAAAACUGCAGCUACUCGGCUUUAAAAUGAAAUCAACCACUUUGAUCCAACACACACCUGUCAAAAGAUUUCCUUCAUUGAAGCGGUCAUUAAACAAACUGAGCCUUUAUUCCUAUCUGACAACACUUCUCUUGUAACAGUUUCUGAAAUCAGCGUAAACGUAGAGCUAGAGACCGCACGGAAAACAGAACAAAACCGCUGCCUGUGUUAAACUUUUCCAACCGUUUUUACCAGAAUUAUCAUUAGUAUCAUGACGAAUGUAAUGAUAAUAAACUAAUAUCAAGUCAGUAAACGAAAUACAGUAAUAACAUCCUUCAACAAUCAUGAUUUCAAGUAUUAAAAUAAUGAGCACUGGAUAUCCACUGACAUCAGGUUUUUGUUUUUGAGAGGAUAAAAGAAAAGAGAUGAUCUGAAUGGGGACAAUAUGAAGUGACCCCAACUGCCAGCAGAAUUGGGGCAUUAUUUGAGGGAACUGUGACAUGUUACUAUAUUUCCUUUAAAGGUUAAUAUUUAAGUGUUGUAAAAGUGACUGCUUCAAGGUAGAAAUGCACCCUGUUCACGAGGCUCACAUUUCGCAUAAACACACAUACGCUGAGGAUUAUACACAAACACCAUCAUAUUUCAUUCAACACCUGUUUUUCUAUAUUCUUGAGGAAACGGCUUUCCAGUGGAACUACUCUAAACACUAGAACUAUUUUUUUCUCCUCGGCUCUAUGCUAC
Molecule: messenger RNA, 2480 nt
Organism: Sinocyclocheilus rhinocerous
Lineage: Eukaryota; Metazoa; Chordata; Actinopteri; Cypriniformes; Cyprinidae
Product: somatostatin-1A-like
Exons: 3
Coding region: 1-372 (123 amino acids)
Biological process (GO): regulation of cell migration
Cellular component (GO): extracellular region
Molecular function (GO): hormone activity
Source: RefSeq, a predicted model, not a curated record